AUGAAAGAAAAUGUUUUGAAACCCAUGGCCUCAGUUUUUAAAAAGUUAGUUGAAAAAGAUAUUAAUCAACCUCUACAACUUUCUAAAAUUUUGAAAUUUGAAACAGUUAUAUUGGACCCUUUUAUUUACUGUAGUACAGAACACCGCUUAAAUAAUUGGUUAAGACAGAUAAAUUUACUGUCACCUCUCCAUCAGUUUACUAUAAAUAAUGAAAUUGUGCCUAUGGAUCACGCUGGUAAUAUCACAUAUGAUGAAAAAAUAACUAAAGGUGCUUUGCUACCAAUAAAACAACAAUUCAAAUGGUAUUUUGAACAUGAUAAUAAUUUUAAAUUGCAUUAUGAUGAACUGUUAAAAUAUGAGCAAAGUGAUAGUGAUGUAAUUUCAAAUUUUGUGCAAGGUAAAUUAUGGAAAGAAAAAAUAACAUUAUAUGAGGGAAAAAUUGUAUUUCCAUACUUCUUAUAUGUUGAUGAAUUUGAAAUAAAUAACCCCCUGGGCUCACAUGCAAAUGUUCAAUCAAUUGCUGCUGUAUAUUAUAACUUUCCGCUUGCUACAAAUAAUUCUAAACUUUCAAGUAUUUUUUUAGCAGCACUAAUAAAAUCAAUUGAUAUUAAAGAGUUUGGAAAUGAUAAAUGUUUUAAAAUUUUAAUAAAUGAAUUAAAUGAACUUGAAAACAUAGGAUUGAACAUAUCUACUGAACAUGGCGAUUUUCGUGUACAUUUCCUACUUGGCCUAGUGUUAGGUGACAAUUUAGGAUUAAAUAGUUUACUAGAAUUCAGUAAGUCAUUUUCUGCAAACUAUUAUUGUAGAUUUUGUAAAAUCCAUAAAUCUGUAGCAAAUGAGCUUUAUGAAGAAGAUGCAUCAGUUAUGCGCAAUAUUCAAAAUUAUUCUGAAGAUGUGGCUAAAAUGUGUUUUAGUGAAACUGGUAUUUAUAACCAGUCUAUUAUGAAUUCGUUAAACAGUUUUCAUGUUACAAAAAAUUUUUGUGCAGAUAGUAUGCAUGAUCUUUUUGAAGGAGUAUGUCAUUAUGACAUGUGCCAUAUAAUAAAAUACUACACUUCUACUGUUAAACUAUUUUCUUUGACCACAUUAAAUAAUCGAAAAGCUAAUUUCAACUAUGGCACUAUUGAAGUAGGAAAUAUAUCACCAAAUAUAACUGAAUUACACCUAAAUAAAUUUCAUUUAAAAAUGACAGCCAGAGAAAUGAUGACAUUUGUUCAUUUUUUCUCUCUUAUGGUUGGAGAUUUAAUCCCAGAUAAUUGUGAAGUAUGGAACUUUUUUUUAACGCUUCUUAAAAUAGUUGAUUUAAUUAUGGCAUAUACAUUUACUGAAAAUUCAAUUUUAAAUUUAAAACAGUUGAUUAAACAACAUAACUCUCUGUAUGUAACACUUUUUGGAGACAAUUUGAAACCAAAGCACCACUUUCUAAUUCAUUAUCCUACAAUAAUACAAUAUUCUGGCCCACCAAGAAGUUAUUGGUGUAUGAGAUUUGAAGGCAAACAUAAAGAGAUUAAAAUGUAUGCUCGUUCUACUUGUUCUAGAAAAAAUAUAACUUUAACUUUAGCAAAAAAAUGCAGUUAA
Messenger RNA from Acyrthosiphon pisum (pea aphid), 1578 nucleotides. RefSeq lists its product as uncharacterized. The transcript has a single exon. Bases 1 to 1578 code for a protein of 525 amino acids. NCBI's taxonomy places the organism in Eukaryota, Metazoa, Arthropoda, Insecta, Hemiptera, Aphididae. The record is from RefSeq and is a predicted model, not a curated record.